UUUCACCCAUUAUACGGAAAGAAAAAAAAAAACACAACACGCACCUGGAUAAACACCAAACAUCCCCCUUGAACUCGUCGAACCGGAAGUUGGUCGGACGACGGUAGACGGUAAGAAGAAGACGGCAGUCUCGUCACCGCCGCCGCCAAUAUACUUUAAUCAAAGAGGAAAAAAGGUUCUGUAAAAAUGAAUACACCUCCUCCGGUUCUGAAAAAGCCGAAGAUUGAAACCGAAGAAGAAAAAGCCAAUGGAAUUGAAGAAGAGAACAGAAAGGAGCAAGAGGAAGCACUUGUAGCUCUCAUUGAACACCGCACUAAAGAAGUCGAACAUCUUCGCCAACGCCUCUCCUAUUACACUUCUCAGUUCGAUCAAGCAGAGAAGAGGCUAGAGGAGACACAGCUGAAAUUAGCUCGUCUUCGGGGACGAGAGAACAUAGCAACAUCCACAAGCUCCCGUGGGAAUGGGACGAGUCCAGUGACAGCCAAAAGAAGAUCCCCAAGUCCCAUCCAGAUAAAUGAGGGCUCUUCUCAUAGCUUGUCUGAAACUAAACCA
Molecule: messenger RNA, 552 nt
Organism: Nicotiana tabacum (common tobacco)
Lineage: Eukaryota; Viridiplantae; Streptophyta; Magnoliopsida; Solanales; Solanaceae
Source: RefSeq, a predicted model, not a curated record